This is a messenger RNA of Neopsephotus bourkii (Bourke's parrot), 365 nucleotides long. Its product is annotated as cytochrome c oxidase subunit 7A1, mitochondrial-like. The transcript is spliced from 4 exons. The record is from RefSeq and is a predicted model, not a curated record. Lineage: Eukaryota; Metazoa; Chordata; Aves; Psittaciformes; Psittacidae. Gene Ontology annotation, biological process: regulation of oxidative phosphorylation; mitochondrial respirasome assembly; mitochondrial electron transport, cytochrome c to oxygen. The coding region runs from base 1 to 357 and encodes 118 amino acids.
AUGGCACGGGAAACCGGAAGUAACCGGUCAGUCGACUUCCGACUCGGACUCUGGCACUACCUGGGGCUCGCGGCUCGCGGCUCGCAACCGAUUCAAACUCAGAGGAGGAGGAAACGGAGCCCCACCCCCCCCCCGAGGCUGCUGCGGUCUCUGAGUCCUGCUGCCCCCCCCCGGCACCUCCAUAACCGAGUCCGGGAGCACCAGAAACUGUUCCAGGAGGACAAUGGGCUCCCCGUGUAUCUCAAGGGGGGGGCCAUGGACUCGGCCCUUUUCCGCCUGACCUCCCUCAUCUGUACCGGGGGUACCUGUUACUCGCUGUGGUGCCUGGGUCAGGCCUCAAGAGCCAAGAAGCCCUGACCCCCCCA